UUUUCGAACGCGCGGCUUUAGUUUCGGAUCCGUGCGCCUUGAAAAAUAUCAAGGAAUAUCAGAGAAAGCCAUGGAUAACGCGGAGUGAACAAGAAACCAAGCGAUAACCCCUUGAAAAUACUCAAAUUCGGCUAUGUUUUUUUUCGGAUCGCUGAUGAUAAAUGUAUAGAUGCAACUAGCGCAGAACGCCUUAGAGUGAAGCCUUGAGGAAAUGCCACCAGCUCGCAGCUGAGUUGCAUUCGUGUUCGCGUGCGAAAGUGUGGGUGUGCACUGUUAUUUGGGUCAAAAGCUGCAACAGCCGCAGCAGCAGUAGCAGCAGCAGCAGUAGCACCAGUGGCAGUUGCAGUAGCAGUAGCAAUUGCAGUAGCAGCAGCAGCAGCGCAAGGUUCCCGUUCGCAGGUUGCUGGCUUGUCCACCUGUUAUGCAGCUGGCCUAGGAUCGGAUUGGAUUGGAUCCCCACACUCGCGUCCCGCAUCCUAGUUUCGCAAUGGAGGCGAAGGUGCACCGCCAGCAUCAACGGCAUCGCCGCACGGAGGCGCGUCAGCGGCGCUUGGAACGGGAGGCGGCAGCGACGGGCGCCCCGCCACCGCCCACCACCCCCGAGCGGGCGGAGGCGCUCGACUGUGCGACGGCCCUCAACGAGGGCGUGGCCGCGGAUCAGGGCGGCAGCGGCGGCACGCCCAGCAGCGCCGGUCGCAUCAGUGCCCAGAGUUCGGCGGACAGCAUCGAAAUGGUCGGUUCGCCCAGCCAGACGUCGCAGCAAACGGUGGUCCUGGUCAACGGCCACGCCCCGCCGAGCAACCAGGGAGGCGGGGAGGAGGAGGGGGCCGAGGAGGAGUCGCCGCUGGGCGGCGGCCAGCCCGCGCAGCAGCCCAAGCAGAGCGACGGCAGCCGCAACUCCUCCGGCGAUGCGAUGAGCCUGCGGGAGACGCUGCAGCAGCUGCCGGCCACCCAUCACCACCACCACCACCACCAUCGAUCGCGACGCAACCACUCGCCGGCCGAUCCGGACGCGUCCUUCCAUCGCGGCAUCCUGGGGUACAUGGAUCGCGAACUCAAGCAGAGCUCGCCCACGCCCUCCGCCCCCGCGGCAACCGGAAGUGGCAAUGGAAACGGAAAUGGGAAUGGCAAUGGGAAUGGGAAUGGUAAUGGGACGGGUGCCUCGAGGAAACAGCAAUCGCUGUCCGAUCCGCAGGCGAGUCCCGCCCAGCGAUCCCUGCGCUCGCGGAGCAGCUUCGACAAGAGUCCGCGGCGGAAGCGCAGCAAGUCGGAGUCGAGGAGGCGCCGCGAACGGAAGUUGAUUGCCGCCGGGGAGAUGGAGGUGCGGCAGGCCAACGAGACCCUGAUGCGGUACCUCAAGCAGUGCUCCGACAUGCACGACGCCUCCCUCUCCGGCGAGCUGGAGAUCGACCAGAGCCUCGAGGAGCGCCGCGUCCACCGGAAGACCAAGUCGCAAAGGGACAAGCGGGGCCAGCUAAUCAGCAAACUCUAUUCGGCUGGCGGCAUAUCCUCGAUUCUAAAGGAGCUGGCCGACGACAUUGCUCCCGCCGAGGGCGAGGAGAUCUACAACCCAUUCACGCCGGUCGUCUCGCCCACGGACGAUGCGCCCGCGCACAUCGACAAGAUGUUCCUGCAGACCUCGUCGGGAUACCGACCCGUGGAGCACAGCUACUACAAGCGCUCCUUCCUGGGGGCCGCUGUCCGCGGAUCCGCUGGCAUUUCCCCAUCCGCCGCCGGAGGAAGCGGAGGAGCAGGCGGCGGCGGGGGACGCCUCGAUGGCAUCUCUGCCGCGGAGUUGGGGGGCGCCGGUCGCCUCUUCCGCUCUAGCGGCAGCCACGCCCACAGAGUCGCCGGAAUGGGUGGCAAUGGUGGCGGCUCGGGAAGUGGGCGUGGCAGCUACGGCGAUACCCACUGUCUGCUCGACGCCGAUUUUAAUCGCAAUGGCAUCACCAGCAACAUACAACUAGCCUGUGUAGUUCAACGAAUCUGGCUGCUCGUCUCGAACAUUUGCCACGGCCUGCUAGCCGGUCUAGCUCUGGCCCACCUCCUCUUCGUGCUGAGCAGCCACCCCCUGGACUGGGCCAAGGUCAUCGAUGGCAUGAGUCUCGCUGGCGAGACGAUGUCCUCCACCGUUGCACCCCCAUCCGCAUCGACGCCUCCUCCGAUGGAGCUCGUUCCCGGCGAUCGGGGUUCUGAGUCGCUCGGAUCCUCAGCUGAAUCUGCAUCUGCAUCCGCAUCCGCAUCCGCAUCCGGUUCGGCAUCCGCAAGUGGAGCCAGCGAAGCCCUGGCGCUGAUAAGUGACUACGCUGGCUUCGCGGAGAUCUACUUGAACACCUUCUACUGCUUGGCCAUCAUCUGUCUGGUUUCCGUAUUCGAUCGCAUGGACAUCUGCCGCUGGAGCUUCUCGAAUGCCAGCGAACUGAUCUCGUUCCGCUGGCUCAUCAUCACCAUGAUCUACGUGGCGACAAUAAUCCUGACAAUUUGCUCCGACUCCAUCGACGAGAAGCUCUACCUGUUCAACAACAACGCCAACAUAACGCUGACCCAACAGGAGAUGCUGAGCAACAGUGUGCAGAGCGUUUGGAGCAGCUUGUCGGUCACCAGGAGUAUCGCCGCCAUAUCCGGAUGGAUUAUGAUCGGACUGACGCCGCAGGAGGAUAUGCUAUACGAGCACCUGGUGGAUCUAACCAAAUAUCAGUUGACAAAUAAUUGAAAUUAAGACGGACCUGACAUUGCGUCAAGUUGUAAAUAGUUUUGUAGUGAACUCUUUGCAGGUGUUGUUCAGUUACUGGCUUUUUAUAUGUAUGGCAUAUUUGAAACGCAAUAGGACUCUUAUGUAUACCCAGAUCUUAAGCUUUAAAGUCGUCUCCUGAGGAUCCGCAUUGAUCGAUGCCCUUCACAGGCCGCUAGAACAAACCAACCAACCCCAAGGAGAAACCCAAUUAUAUAUGACAACCGAAACAACAAGAACUUGUGGUUAACCUUUGAGUUAGUUAAUCGAGCAAAUAGCAAACGCAGGCUAAAGAUACAAUAUAGAAAGGGAAAUUUAUGGAAAACCUAUAUUUACCACUAGACGUAUCCAAGUACUUAGGCAUGUAUACAUUAUGUUACCUAUAUAGAUAUAUAUACACGUAGCUGAUAUACAUAUAUACGCGAAUAUUGAAGUAUUUACAAUACUUGAAAUAAUUUUCUAACACAUAUCGUCUAGUAAAAGAAAAUCCUUUGUUGAUUCAUCGUUGCGGCAACUUUACACCAAAAAGGCUUCCCAAAAUAAACUCAUCACUCGGUUAAUGUUGACGAUCGAGUAUGUUGAUAAUUUAAGCAGAUACCAUUUGUAAAAAGUUUUGAUGAGCACCAAACGAGUGUGUGUACAUAGAAAUAUAUAAAAGAUACUUACACAGAGAAUUAUAUACCUUAAUAUUAAUCCAGUAUAUGAGUACUACAGGCUUAAAUGAUAUUAAGUUCCUUAAUCACUUUCUUUGUUGCCUUCUUGUUUUGUAAUUAAUAUGUAAUAUGUUACAUUUGCUUUCAUACAGAGCAAUUAAAAGGACAAUUUAAAAUUUUACCUGAGCUGUACAUACAACCGAGUGCAAUAAAAUAACGAAUAUUAAAGUUUUAUUAUACACUAACCAAUAUACAAAGACAAAUGUAAUGAAAAUAUAUAGAAAACGAGCUAACGAUCCGAUCAAGGGAAUGACAAAGAAAUCUCAUUGUGAACUUGUAUAUAAAAACAUAAACGCAAAUAAACAAAAAUAAUGUAUAAUGGCAAGAAAA
This is a messenger RNA of Drosophila ficusphila, 3774 nucleotides long. RefSeq lists its product as uncharacterized. Gene Ontology annotation, cellular component: ciliary transition zone. The record is from RefSeq and is a predicted model, not a curated record. Gene Ontology annotation, biological process: cilium assembly. Lineage: Eukaryota; Metazoa; Arthropoda; Insecta; Diptera; Drosophilidae.